CUCCUGCGGUGCCGGAAUAUAAAAUAUUUUUUCCAUCCCUGGUAUUUUCACUCGAAUAACUGUACGUUGAUGAAUUACGUGCGAAAAUGUUUGUUAACGUUCAACUGUAUUAAAAAAAUGUUUGUUUUAUGUUACCCCAGGUUUGGAGUCGUUGACGCUCGCCAACAAACUAAAUGAUCACAUGUUGAAAAUUAACUGUAUCCCUUCGCUAGCUCAAUGUUUGAUUCUCAUGUCAAGGUGGGUAAAAUAACAUAUGCUUGGAUGUGUAUGAAUCAAAUGAUAUGGCAGUUGGUACAUAUUAUAUGUGUGUCUGGAUGACCUGAAAAAUAUUACCAACAGGUGACAUUCCAUAUGUUUCGAAAUGACGUCACAUUGUAUUAGGAUUGGAGUUGAGGUUAGGUACUUAGGUUAGGAUCAAGAUGAGGAUUACAGCUAGAUUGCUGAGGUACCUCUCACAGCCUUAAUGCGCAUUUGAUUGGUUAAUCGGGCUGAUUGGGCAGAUGUAUCUGCAGCCUUAAUGCGCAUUUGAUUCGUUAAUCGGGUAGAUUAGAUCUAUCUGAUUGGUUAAUGGUACUUGGUAAUGGAAGUCAAACUCUGAACCUCUCUAAUCUAGAAAUCGACUCCUUUGUCUCAUGGCUUUCGCAUAUAUUUUUUAGUUCAGACACGAACCUCAACAGCUUAUUGUAGUAAAGUACGAACGCUUGAGAUAUCUUAUUCUAGUAGUUCAGACACAAUUGCAUACCACAGCAGCUUGUUGUAGAAUAGUCUAUGUUUGAAAUAUAUAUUAUUGCGUUAUUUUGAUAUAGAAUCGACGAAUGUUUUGAUGUUUUAAAAGAGUUAAACUACGCUGCUCGAGAGAAAGAUGAUCUGCAUGGUCGAGCUUUGUACUUCUGUAACUGCUUUGAUCUAAUCUUGGAAACAGGUGAGUCCGGCCAGUGACGUGUGUAGUUCUACCGCAGACGAUGUAUUCAUCCAAAUGACGCGCUCUCAAGCCUGCCGCACACGAGAGCAACUUGCUGAGUAAACCCCCUCGCGUGUGCGGAUAGCUUUCGUGUGGAUUUAACCUCCUUUGAGGAAAAUAUCUAUCGUGUUUGAUGCUUUUCACCUGCUUGAAUUAACUCACUUGAGCUGCUUGAGUAAACUAGCCAGAGAGAACCCAUCGUUUCUUUACGUGACUUUGGCCAAAAUGGCGACAAUUGAGGGAAAUGCAAACGAUCUAGUUAUCAACGGCGUUGCUGAUGAGCAGUUUUCCCAGCGUGUGCGGUGAAAGUGCAAAGUUGAGCUAACUGCCACACGAGGCUGUUUAUAUCUCAGCAAGUUUCUCUCGUAUGCGGCAGGUUUUACCGCCAUGGUAGUGCGCAACUGAGCUCACCCCCAAGUAUAUUUAGGAGAAUUAUAGUCUUGUCAUUCUAGGUCAUAUACUGGAGAGUCUUGAUGAUUGUCUUCAGUUUACCGUUCAAACUUCAACAGAUCCUCGUCUUACUUGGGAUUUGAUCGUCAAAUAUUAUCUUAAUGCUUCUUUACUCCUUUGGUGAGUUAUUUUGAUAUAGGUAUUGGGUGUAAUUGUUUAAAUCAAGCUUAAAUCGAUAGCUAGUCUUAUUAGCUUAUCUCUUUCCAAGAAAGAACUUAGUCAAAUUAAUCGAGCAAGAUGGUGGGCGUAACUGUUAAACAAAUGUUAAUUGUUGAUUUAGGCACGCACGUUGUGAAGAGUGGGAACAAGCUGAGAAAAUAUUUAAUUGCGUGAAAGGUAACAAAGUCAGUUAUUUGGUGAAAACUAUACGUGUACGAGAGGGAGGGGCUGAGGGGCGGGGGAGGUUGAAGUCCCCCACCAGUGUUAAGUUGGGCAGAUUCAUGCAUGAUAUUAAUGUUUAUUAGUAAGAGAAAUGGAAGUUCGCCUUCAACCAUAUCUAUGCCUUCAACUGAUGCAACUCUUCUCGCAUGCGACUGACGCGAAAUUGUAAUCAUGCAACUGCAUAUUGCAGGAAUCAAGACAUGCACUAACGAUAUUGUACCGCAAAUACCCCGAUACUCUGCCAGCAACGUUAAACAUUCUCAGUCAAUAAUCAAAGUUGACCGUUUUCUUCUACAGUGACAAAACCAGCUGGAUUCGAAGUGGUGAUGGCGGCCAGGGGGUUUGUCAAAAUUGUUGAGUAUCAUUUACUACUGUUCAGAAAGAAUCAUGGCAAUAAAGUCUUGCGAAAGGAUUGUCGAGAGGUAACUAACACAAUUUAAGUUGUUUAUUGCGCACAUCAACUGGCAACUAAAAGUAAUCUGUAUGGCACAAGGUAACAAAACCUAGGUUCAAAUUUGCAUGUGGAUAUCGGAUCAAAUGCGCUUUACAUCAAGUAUUAUACACUUACCUAAUUGCAUACACGGCAAAAAACGCUGAGCCCGCUGCUCAACAUGAUUGAACAAUGUUUUGCUGCCCACGUUGUUCACACUUGUCAACAAUAUUGAACAGUAUUGUUGAGCCUGAAUCGGGUGUAACAACAUUGUUCAAUAUUGUUGACAGCUAUGAACAAUGUGGGCAGCAAAACAUUGUUCAAUCCUGUUUUCAUCAGUAUUGCAUCAACCUGAGCGUUUUUACGCGUGUACUUAGCCUAGACUACACGCGUAAAAACGCUCAGGUUGAUGCAAUAUUGAUGAAAACAGGAUUGAACAAUGCUUUGUUGCCCACAUUGUUCACAGCUGUCAACAAUAUUGAACAAUGUUGUUAUACACCCGAUUCAGGCUCAACAAUAUUGUUCAAUAUUGUUGACAAGUGUGAACAACGUGGGCAGCAAAACAUUGUUCAAUCCUGUUGCCGUGUAUUUUAUCUUUACAACAAUUGUGAUAUUACUUUCUUAACUAUGUUUAUCCUAACCCACCCUGUCAACCAGGGUUUUAGCCAGGAUUUCGAAAGUGGCCGUCCAAAAUAAUAUUGUGGGCGUGGCCACAUGUUUUUGGGCGUGGCCGCAAUUUUUUGUUGUUGUGGAAUUGUGGUGUUCUAUUCAUUGAACCUUUUUACUUUUAGUUUUAGAUACACAUUUCCGUUAUUAAAUUAGUAAAAGCACACGUAUGGUAUGAACCGUAUGAUCACUACGAUGUACAGUAUAUGCUAUAAUGAAGAACGCAAUACAGCAGUGUAGUGUUUAGUUAUUUUUAUCAAUCACCGAUAUUUUUCCCCUUUUUUAUGCGUUUGGCUCAUUUUGUAGCCAUCUUUACCGUAAGUAUAACUCUAAAGCAUGUGGCGCUCGAGCGAUAGCGUUUGUCGAUACUUCAAUUCAGCCAUAUUCAACGUGUUUUCGACGGGAAAAAAUAUAAAAAACAUAUGCCAUAAGUAAAGUAAACAGCAGAUGACAACAAUUCGAAGUAUUCAAGAAAUAUUACAAAGCUUGUAAAUUGCUAUUUAAAGAAAAUAUUCCCUUAGGCCGUCCAUGGCCGUCCAUUAAAAUUUAGCCGUCCGAAUUCAGAAGUGGCCGUCCAUAGGACGGUCGGACGGCCACCUGGCUAACACCCUGCUGUCAACUUAGUUGCCCUGUGGGCAAGGGUGGGUUGUAGCGAAGUAGUUGUAGUUCGCUACUGUAGCGAACUACAAUUUUCAAGUAGCCAGUAGUUUUUGACUACUUUUUUAAAACAGUAGUUGUAGUUAUAGCGAACUACAUUUUGCCUAAAAGUAGCCAAGUAGUUGACUACUUUUCAAACAGCGAAUCGCUAUUCGCUACUUUUUAAAAUUGUUAGCAACUUGAUAGAAUAGCAUGAUAUUGAGACACGGUUUUCUUAAAAUCAAUACUCAAUAGUCAAUUUGCACUCUUGAACACUGUAGUGCUUACAAAAAUGUUGCUUUGUGUUUACUGUUGCUACUCGUAAGUCAAUUUGUUAUAGAUUACAUUACAGCCUGAGUUAGUACUUAGUAGAUGCUCCAAAUAUAGUAAAACUAAAAAUAUAGUGUAGCGAAAUAGCGAAAUAGUUCGCUACAUUUUCUAAGCAGUAGCUGUAGUCAGUAGCGAACUACUUUUGUUCAAAAGUAGCAGUAGUUGUAGCUGACUACAUAUUUUUGAAGUAGCUGUAGUUAUAGCGAACUACAAAAAUUGUGUAGUCAACCCACCCUUGCCUGUGGGUGGAAACAGAGCACCUGAAGAAAACCCAUGACUGUCGGCAGAACGUUGACUGACUCUUUUUACAUGAGUGCGAAGCGAAAAGCGAACCCACUGUCUCAGAAGUGAAAGGCCCCUGGAGGGCCACCGAAGCCCAACUGAACACUGUACUUCGUUCUGUUUAGGCUUUAAAGCAGCUGUCCCAAAUCUGCAACCGUUUUGUGGUGUUGAAACCACGUUACUACCAUCUGAAGGCGUACUUUAGCUUGCUACGAGGAAAGUUUAGUAAAGCAAAGGGUCGUUUACUUCCACGUUGUAUUGAGCUGAGCACGCACAUGGGUAUGGUGAUGGAAACAGAGUGGGCAAUAUUGAGUAAGCAUGAAUGGUUCGAUGAAAAGAAGACCAGUUCAACCUUUAUUUACAAUGGACUUGCGAAGUUUCCUUUUCCCAAGUUGGAGAAUGCUUAGGCAUUAAUAACCGUGUUUGAUACGUUACCUGUGAGUUUUAUUCACAAAUUUCAUUUUGUAAAAAGUUGAAAAUUGA
This is a messenger RNA of Paramuricea clavata, 4619 nucleotides long. The record is from the annotation of a GenBank genome assembly. Lineage: Eukaryota; Metazoa; Cnidaria; Anthozoa; Malacalcyonacea; Plexauridae.